Funneliformis caledonium is the source of this 381-nucleotide messenger RNA. NCBI's taxonomy places the organism in Eukaryota, Fungi, Glomeromycota, Glomeromycetes, Glomerales, Glomeraceae. The record is from the annotation of a GenBank genome assembly.
AUGACAUUAUGGACUUUUUUUGCAAGAACUUAUGAAAAAACAAGCCGAGAUGGAAGAACAUCUUCCCAACAGAAGCGGGAAGAGGAUUCAGAUAAUUUUUCCGAACCUUGGAAUGUUAUUCUAAGGCAGAAUCGGCAUAUAACUAGGGUCCACGGGAUACCUACCGAGGAAUCAGAUGAUGACAUGGAAGAAAGGGAAACAUCAUCUGUUGAAUCGACUGAUCUGAUGAUGAUGAUGAAAAGGAAAUAUCAUAUUCCAUUGAUCAAUCGCUUUGAUAAUAAAGAAUUAAGGAAACUCUUACGUGUUGAGGUUGAUCUAUACGAAGGUAUUGAAGAAACAUUCCUUGUAAAAGGUGUGAUAUAUUUCAUGCUCAUAAUAUAG